Pogoniulus pusillus (Red-fronted tinkerbird) is the source of this 4180-nucleotide messenger RNA. RefSeq names its product LysM domain containing 3 (gene LYSMD3). Gene Ontology annotation, biological process: Golgi organization. Bases 83 to 961 code for a protein of 292 amino acids. The transcript has 3 exons. The record is from RefSeq and is a predicted model, not a curated record. Gene Ontology annotation, cellular component: Golgi apparatus. Lineage: Eukaryota; Metazoa; Chordata; Aves; Piciformes; Lybiidae.
GGGUGGGAUCGCUCUGAGGACGUGGCGGCCCGACCGCCAUUGCGGUCGCCAUGAGGAGCGGCGGCAGAGCUGUCCGCGGAGAAUGGCCGGCAGAGGCUCCGGCUGCGGCCUGCAGCCGCCGGCCGUAGCGCAGCCACCCAUUAGCGGGCACCUAUACCCCUUCGUGAGAGAGACGGGCGCAGAGAGCGAAGGGCCGGAGGAAGAGGGAGAGGUGUCGGAGCUGCGGCCACGGGGCAGGGAGAAGGUGCGGAGGAGUGCAUCGAGGGACAGACUGGACGAUAUCGUCCUGCUAACUAAGGAUAUCCAGGAGGGAGACACUCUGAACGCCAUCGCACUUCAGUAUUGCUGCUCGGUUGCAGAUAUCAAACGAGUUAACAAUCUUAUCAAUGAUCAAGACUUUUUUGCUCUGAGGUCCAUCAAAAUCCCUGUGAAGAAGUUCAGUGUAUUGACUGAAACGCAUGUCUCUCCAAAAGGAAGACCUGUCCUUCGGCCUGCUUACUGCUCCCCAGAAGUGCAAGAGGUGUCACUUGCUGAGAAGUUCUCUGCUAAUGAGACAGCUGGAAGCUUCUUAAAAGAAGUUGAUCGAGAUAUAGAAGAAAUAGUGAAGUGCAAUGAUACCAAGAGAGAAAAUCUUAAUGAGGUUGUUUCUGCCUUAGCAGCCCAACAGGUCUGUUUUGAAACGGAUGGUAAAACUAAGAAAUGCAAGGAUCCUUACUAUGGAGCAGACUGGGGCAUUGGAUGGUGGACAGCUGUGGUGAUUAUGUUGAUUAUUGGCAUAGUAACUCCCGUAUUUUACCUCCUGUAUUAUGAAGUUCUGGUGAAAGCAGAUGUCAGUCACCACUCAACAAUGGAAUCUUCCCACUUUUUUGUCACAGCAGCAUCACAUCAGAAAGAAAUUGAAAAUGGAAUAAAUCCGGCCAAUGUUAUAAAUACUGAUCAUCAAAGAGACCUUCAGCCUUAACAAAAAAAACCAAGCAACUGUAAUCCAUGGACAUGUUAUAUAAAGAGGAAACCACAGAAUGCAGGAGGCAUCUGGUACACAGAAAAAUGUGUCCUGAUGUGUGACUUGCCUUCACAGGCAGUGUUCCAGUAUCAGGAUGUUACUGUUGAUCCUGUAGCCUCUGGGGCAAUUUUAAUGCAAGAUUGAGAUACAAAUUAAGAUCUACAAAUGUUUAUGAAGUUUUGCACUUUUUUUCCUAUUUUGAUAGGCAUAUAUUUUUUUUUUAAUCGAGGUAAAAAAUGUAGUCUGUACUAACACGUGUCUGUUUUACAGCCCUUAGAUGGGCAUUUGGGGAUAUACGACCUUUAAACAUCUUGAAGUAUUUAUAGAAUGUGUAGUACACUUGCCAUUUUAAUAUCAGUUUACACUUCACAAUUAAAACUUUGUUCUUGUAAUUUUUAUCUUUCUAAUAGAAUAAUAUUUAAAAGAAAAAAACAACAAUGCAGUCAUUCCACAAUCAAUAGCCACUAUGAUGUUCUUUUAAAAAUAUUUUUAUGGAUGGAGGCAAUAGAUUAUAAGCUGGAAUCUUCAAAUCUUGUGCCUAUCGUCAGCCCAUUCUUUUGUAGUCUUCAAUACAGGCAGUGGGACAAUCUUCUUCUGUGUGACACUGUGCCUCAAUACAGCCCAGCUGAGAGCUUUGCUGAAAUGUCACAUCAUUCCCUGUUACCCUACUGAAAACUGACUGAAUUGGGCUGCACUCCUCAUCUGGUGGACAGAAGUGCAGUUGUGUGGCACCUUGCUAUGACUGCUUCAGUAAACCUUUAUGCUAAUGGCUUCUUUCCCCUCCCUUGCCUUCUAAUUAAUCUCAGUUCAGGACCAACUGGUUAUUCAGACAGUAGUUGUGUGGGUACUGAGUGUACUAAUUGUUGGGUGCCUGUGAACCUCACUUUUUUCCCAAAUCUCCUAGAAAAAACUACAAAGGAGAUUUAAAGGCUUUUAGCAAGAAACUCAAAUUGCAGCAGGCUAGACCAUUUUCAGCUUCAAAGUUGUUCUUUGGGUAGUAUUCAUCCACCAGUCAUUUCUUGAAUGGCUUACUUGGGAUUGCAUGAACAACCUUGGUUUCUCUCCUUUUCUCCCCUACUUGAAAAUGCUACAAGAUGAACAAAAAAUUUAAAAAAAAUUGGACUCUAGCUAAACAAAGAAACAUAGUUGUGUACUCAGAACACUUUUAAAUAAAAAUUGAGAUGCUGCCUAUAAUUUUUGUUAUAUUUGCCUUGUGGAGUAAGAUUUCCAUUGCCCUUUUCAAAUUGCCAUUUGUUACCAAAGUGCAAGAUAACUGACUUGAAUAGGACAUACAAAGAGGAAAUGGAGCAGUAAUUGUUACCCUUUAAAUUGCUCUUAAAAGCUUUCCUUUGAGUGUUUCAAAUAAGUAUAUACAACAUAAAAAGUCUGACGGAAUGAAUGUUUCCCAACUAUUGGAGGUAUUUGAAAAUGGUUUAUUGACUUAACUUUUGAAAGUAGAGACUCAUGCCCUAUAUGUUCUUGGGACAUCUCUUGCCCCACUAAGGGGAACAAAUACUCUUCACUGACAUGCCAAGUGUAUGAACAUGAACAGGGAAAUUUUACCUGUAUUUUAUUGAAAUUGGAGCUGGGCAGAGCUUGAAGGGAAAUGCUUUAUAGCUGGAUCUCUGAACUGUGAUCUGUGGCUUUUGAACCCUGGGAUCAAAGUGGUAUCUGUGGAGAUAGACUACUCAUAGUUCCUACCCUGGAAGAGGGAUCGCAAACAAGCUCAAACUUCACAUAAUGGUUGUUUUUGAAGAUCUUCUGAAAUAACAGUUCCAUCCGUGAAAAGAGUAGCAGAAGUAUCAAUAUUGAAGUUCCAGUUCUGGUUAAGGCUGUAUAAAAAUUGCAUUGCAAAGUAAUUUCUGGUGGCUUGAAAUGCUGACUUGCUGUAGUCCAGACAGCAGGGCUUUGGCACAGUAAGACAAAUGUCUAGGACUGAAAUGAGCUUAUUUGCUGGUUCACUACUUCCUUUCAUUCUGUUUCUGAAGCCUCAGUAUUUUUUAUAGCAUUUUUUAAUACUUUAUCCUUACAUUUCUCACAAAAUUGUCAGAGAACGUGAAAUUAGGCGUUGUGAUAAUGCAAUAUGAGCCUAACUUACUGCACAUACUGAACUGCUGAUGGGUACUAAACUGCCAUUGGUAUAGAAGUGAACCUUACUUCACUUGUGGUUUGACUGGAUCAGGAAGGUCCGCAUCCUGUUGAUGUACAGGUAAAGAGACUGGUUGUUAACUGGUGCUUUUCAUCCCAAGGUAGUACAGCUAAGUAAGGCCCAAAGCUGGGUACACACUAGGAAAUUUAGUGUUGGCUUGCUGUCAGGACCUGUAAUGACCCUUUGUUUGUUUAAGGAUGAGCAAUUAGAAAACACAAAGGGAUAGCUGUUUUACUGGACCAUGUCCUACUCUAAACAAGAGCCUAGCAUGGCUUUAAAAUAUUAUAGUAUAUUCUUAAUUUAGAGAGCUAGCUUUAUGAAGAUUGCUGUUUCUCAGUAGUGGUAAUCUACAGUCCAGUUUUCUGCCGGAUUCAAGGAUCUUCACUGUUCUACAGUGCAACCCAAUUGACAGUGCAUCAUCAUAUGUCAGCCAUGAUUAAACGGGAUUACUGCUGUGUGUGGAACUUGCAUCUGAUUUAAGUCAAUAGUCUGUGAAGUUGAAAGUCUUUUAGAAACUGACUUGUUUUAAGAAAAAGCAACAGAGAACACAAAAAAAAGAGUGGUAAAUAAUUUUUAAAUUAAUUGCAACAUAUUGUUGAUUGGGAAGUUGGUUUUAAAUUUAAGUGCAUAUUGCACUGCUGGAUCAUGUAAAAUGUAAAUGCUUUAAAUCUGCUAUAUUUUGGAGUAUGUUGUCACAAGUAGUCUUUUUAUAAAACUAUUUUAUAAAGGCUGAAAAUACAACUUUGUAAAAUGUUGCUGAAUGAGGACACAAGUCUUAUUUAAAAUAAUUCUGCUCCUCUUCUUUUAGAAGAACAUACCAAAAAUAAAGAUUUUAUUUUAGACUGCAGUGGAAAUGGUGCACAUAAUAUAUUCUUAGAUCUAUAUACUUCACAUUUUUUAUUACAGGAAACCACGACUUAUAUCUGUUUUGACUAGUUUGAGCAUGUGAUCUAAAAUAAAAAUUCUUGGCCAACACUUACUGGCAGCAUCUGCCACUAGCAUUUGCGUGGGGCAUACUGUGACUGUAA